GCCAGUGCAGAAUCCAUUUUGGGGGGACGGUGGAGAGAUGGCCUUAGCAGCGGUUGUCACAGCGACGAGGCCAUCUUCUGGCUCUCUGCGGCUCCUGGCCCGGCAUGCUCGGCCGAAAUGGCCCCUCAGGUCUCCAAUCUCCGCCUCUUACUCUUCUUCUACUUCCCCUUCUUCAAUGACCAGAAGAUUGGUUCUCUACUCUAAACCGGGUUGCUGCCUCUGCGACGGCCUGAAAGAGAAGCUCCAAGCUGCGUUCUUGCUCUCCGGCCCCGAUUCCCUCAGUGACGUCGAAUUGCAGAUAAGGGACAUAACAACCAACCCAGAGUGGGAGAAAGCGUACCAGUACGAGAUUCCGGUGUUGGCCAGGGUUCUCUCCGACGGUACCGAGGAAACUUUGCCGAGAUUAUCUCCCCGACUCGGAGUGGAGCUCAUCCACAAAAAGAUUGCGUCCGCGCUUAGACAGUAAGAAUACUAGGAAGUUGUUGGGUCUCUAAUUUUAAAGUCCGAAAAGGAUCAUCAGAAGCAUUUUCUGGUUCCAAAAACCUUCUUCUGUCAGAUGGAUCUUGCGAGGGGAUGUCAUUAGUUAUAUGUCCAAACAAGAGCACAGAAUAGAUACAAGCCUUGAGGCCUGCAAUCGAAGCCUUGGGCUUUAUCAGUGGACAAAAACUUAUUCUAUUAUGGAUUUGGGUUCUCCUUGCGGCCUGGAAUCGAAGCCUUGGGCUUUAUCAGUAGCCAAGAAUAGAUACGAUGAUCGCGUAGUC
Molecule: messenger RNA, 761 nt
Organism: Punica granatum (pomegranate)
Lineage: Eukaryota; Viridiplantae; Streptophyta; Magnoliopsida; Myrtales; Lythraceae
Source: RefSeq, a predicted model, not a curated record